Scophthalmus maximus (turbot) is the source of this 1248-nucleotide messenger RNA. It is a transcript of the gene uxt, whose product is annotated as ubiquitously-expressed, prefoldin-like chaperone. The record is from RefSeq and is a predicted model, not a curated record. Bases 123 to 848 code for a protein of 241 amino acids. Lineage: Eukaryota; Metazoa; Chordata; Actinopteri; Pleuronectiformes; Scophthalmidae. Gene Ontology annotation, molecular function: transcription corepressor activity. The transcript is spliced from 6 exons. Gene Ontology annotation, biological process: negative regulation of transcription by RNA polymerase II.
AAAAAAGGUCCCUUGGAGUGAACGGAGUUGUCGCGACUAAACGGCUCUGGAACAGUCCCAUCUGUCAGUAAAUUGUUUUCGAUCUAAUGAGCUUAUACAUUGCAAAUUUGUAAAUAAUUUCAAUGCUUUUCAAGGAUGGGGACGGCACAGGAAGAGCAUGCGCACUUUCUACGGUCACAGAGACUCCACUUCCGGUGCACGGGUAUUUAUUUACAUAUGACUUCCGUCCGCUCACGGGACCGUGCGUGUAUCAGUACCGAAUCAGAAACGUUACCGGUAUCAGUGGAGAGAGUGGCUGCAGGUUCCAAGCCGCCUGGCUCGUCCUCAUCACCGAUGGUGUUUUUUUAAAAGAGAAAACUGUGACGAUGUCUCUGCCCACUGAUGCUAACGCUAACGCUAGCGUGGAGCAGAAGGUGGUUCAGUAUGAAAACUUCAUUCACGAGGUUCUGAGGAGAGAUUUACAGAAGGUGUUGGAGCAGAGAGACGAGGUUUAUGAGAAGAUCAGUCAGUAUCUGCAACUGAAGAACACAAUCCACAGUCUGCAGGAGGCGGGCUCUCAGCGGCUGAAGACAGAUGUUGAUCUUGGCUGUAACUUCUUUGUCCAGGCUGAAGUGGAGGACUCGUCCAUGAUCUUCGUGGCGGUGGGUUACGGUUUCUUCGUGGAGAUGAAUCACGACGAAGCUCUGAGAUUCAUCGACAAGAAGACGACUCAGCUCACAGACUUUACGGAGCAGCUCACUAAAGACUCUUCCAAAAUAAAAGCCAACAUCCGCAUGGUGCUAGAGGGUCUGCGGGAGCUGCAGGGACUGGGUGACCUGCCAGACAGCAGAAGAGGAGAAGUUUUCUAGAUGUGCUUGUCAACUGAAGGAUGAGCCGAGGACAAUUCAGGAGGAAUGUUUACAUUCUUGAACUGACCACUGCACAGCGCCAGGGUUCAACAGGGACGUUUAAUACAACACAUCAACAGUUUUAAUGGGGGGGGGGGUUGUAAAGUUGUCACAGUUCAUGGUUCAGGAGGACAUUUUAACCCCAGUGAAUCUGUGAUCGUAACUGAGGUGGAAGUGGAGCCUCCGGGGGCUCGGACCAGAAGAAUGGUGGCUGUGGCAGCUGUCCAUAUACUUUUGAACAUGUGUUCUGUGUUCAAUACAGAGUAAACAGGUGUUCAGCAGAUGUGAUGCAUUGAAAAAUAUGACGCCAUCUGUUGAAUUCUGGAGUAAUAAAGUUAUAGUCAUGAAAACAUCAACAACA